AUGCAAAACGUGUCCGUCCCAAAACACAUAAAGCUUGCUGAUCCGAACUUCAACGUACCGGCUAGCAUUGACAUUCUAAUUGAAGCCGAGUCCUUCUGGAGGCUCAUUUGUGCAGGUCAGAUCAAACACUCAAAAGAUCAGCCAACGUUGCAAAAGAUACAUUUUGGAUGGGUCAUCUCCGGUAUCACACCAAAUGACAUAACCAGAUCUGUUUCAUCUCAUAAUUUUCACUUAACCUCGCUCGACGAAUUAAGGCUUACAUUGAAUCGGUUUUGGGAGAUUGAGCAUAACGGCACCGCGAAACCCGGGAAAAAAAGGCCUCUUCCAAUAAAGCAAGACAAACUAGGUGACCUGGGAGAAUCAAAAGACAUCGCUCUAAGACGUUCCAAAUCUUUGGAAAAGCGGCUCAUCGCUCAACCUCGCAUGUAUGACGAAUACAAGAAAUUCAUGGGCGAAUACACCCAAUUGAAUCACAUGAAGGAGGUGAACAGUCACGUGAUGCCAAGCCCAAGCUCUCCAGUUAUUUAUCUCCCGCACCAUACUGUACAAACCGGAUCGAGGUCAACUGCAAAGUUCCGAGUGGUGUUUGACGGCUCAUGCAAAACCACAACUGGACUAUCUUUAAAUGACGCGUUAAUGGUAGGACCUACGUUACAAGAAGAUCUUUUUUCCAUUUUGGUCAGGUUCCGAACAUUUGAAAUCGCUGUUACCGCCGAUAUAACAAAAAUGUAUCGACAAGUUCUGAUCGAUUCAACUCAAACAUCCCUACAGCGUAUUUUUUGGCGAGAAUCCCAAGACGAGCCCAUCAAGACCUUUGAACUACUCACAGUGACUUAUGGCACUUCGUCAGCGUCGUUCCUGGCCAUCAGAACUUUGAGAAAGUUAGCAGAAGAUAGUGCAGAUCGCUAUCCGAGAGCGGCUCAAUUAGCUGUCCGAGACUUCUAUGUAGAUGAUCUCGUCACUGGGGCGGACUCAGUAGAAGAAGCCUUGUCCAUCAAGAAAGAGAUCACUGCAUUACUCCUCCAGGAUCGCAACUCUUCCAUCGAGCAAAAGGAGUUCAUUCUAUCCACUGACAAGGGCUCCGAGAAAAGAACGUUAGGCAUUGCGUGGGACUGCCGAGCCGACGUAUUCAAAUAUUCAUCCAUCAAUCAUCUUCCUCCUUUGGAGGUGCCUACCAAACGAAAAUUGAAUACCAAAUGGAAGCAUUUUGAAAGAGAGUUGCAGGAGAUAAAUAGCUUAUAUAUUCCUCGCUUUGUCAUAACUACACAACAACAUAUCUGUUUGGAACUACAUAGGUUCUCAGACGCUAGCGAAAGCGCUUACGGAGCAUGCAUCUACCUGCGCUCCAUCUCAAGCAGCGGCGAUUAUUGUACAUCGCUGCUGUGCUCCAAAUCCAGGGUGGCACCAUUGAAAGGUGUGUCGCUCCCUCGUCUCAAGUUGUGUGAUACAUUACUACUAGCUCAACUCAUCAGCAAGAUCUCGAAAUGUCUUACGUGUAAAAUAUCCGCCAUUUACCUAUGGACGGAUUCCACAAUUGUGCUAUUGUGGCUGCAAUCGUGCAGUCAAUCAUUGUCAACCUUCGUGGCCCACUGCGUCGGUGAGAUACAGGAAUUAACAUCGAUUCAACAGUGGAAUCACAUACGAUGUGAGGACAAUCCUGCGAACUCAUUGUCCCGGGGUAUCUCUCUCAUGCCGGGUUCUCUGGCUCAACUGGAUAUCUGGUGGUCGGGGCCUUCCUGGCUGGGGCAUAGACUCAAAGGUUCAAAAUCUUCAUCCGGCAAACCUCAAGAAGCAUUAUCUUCGCUGAGCAAUGUCAUUCAACCAAUAUCUUCCAAUGAGCAAUUGCAGGCUAUCCAUCGUCUGGUCCAGAUAAUACAGGCGAAGCAUUUUUCUAAAGAGAUAAAAUCACUCAGUAAUCUUGAAGCUAUCCACACAACCAGUCCGAUCCUAAAAUUGAAUCCCUUCCUUGACGAUUCCGGAAUUUUACGGUACAUGAGCAUGAGAAGCGGACCGCAAGCCACGCUGGCCGCGGUGCGUGAGCGCUACUGGCUUAUCUCAGCGCGCAACAUCAUUCGACAUAUUCUCGCAAAAUGCGUCGUUUGCUUUAAAAGUUCCCCAAAACUCGCAUCCGCCAUAAUGGGAAAUUUACCUGAACCGCGGGUUAAAGUGUCUCCAAGAGUAUUUGAUCAAUGUGGAGUAGACUAUGCCGGCCCUCUCUACUAUAAAGAAGGUGGUAGGAAAAUCACUAAGCUAGUGAAAUGUUACAUCGCAAUUUUUGUUUGUUUAGCCACCAAGACGGUACACAUUGAAUUGGCAACCAAUUUGUCAUCGGAAGCAUUUUUGAACGUCUUCAAGUGCUUCGUAGCGAGAAGGGGUUGUCCUUCAGACGUUUUUUCUGACAACAGGCUGAAUUUCGUGGGCGCCGAGCGCGAAUUAAAUGAGCUAAGGGACUUACUUCGUAAUGAAUUAGCUCAACAACAAAUCCAAGACCGGACAGUAACUCUAGGAGUUCGCUGGCAUUUUAUACCGUCUAGAUCUCCACACCAUGGCGGUCUAUGGGAAGCCGCAGGCAUUUCUUGGUGGGUACCUCUCACAUCUUAUCCCGAACCAUCUUUAGGCGAGUUACCAAUCGCCUGUCGCGAUGGCAAUAUAUUGAACAACUGCGUCAACACUUCUGGAAGCGACAUAUGA
Messenger RNA from Mycetomoellerius zeteki, 2691 nucleotides. RefSeq lists its product as uncharacterized. Gene Ontology annotation, molecular function: nucleic acid binding. Bases 1 to 2691 code for a protein of 896 amino acids. Lineage: Eukaryota; Metazoa; Arthropoda; Insecta; Hymenoptera; Formicidae. The transcript is spliced from 7 exons. The record is from RefSeq and is a predicted model, not a curated record.